Thlaspi arvense is the source of this 1812-nucleotide messenger RNA. NCBI's taxonomy places the organism in Eukaryota, Viridiplantae, Streptophyta, Magnoliopsida, Brassicales, Brassicaceae. The record is from the annotation of a GenBank genome assembly.
ACGAUAGUAUCUUUUUUUGAUAUGAGAAGUCCUUGGUACAAGAGUGUUUCCUCGGUUUUUGGUCUAAGACCACGGAUCAGAGGGUUGCUUUUCUUCGUCGUCGGUGUUGUGGCUCUAGUUACCAUCAUAGCACCAUUGACAUCGAAUUCAUACGAUGCUUCUUCUACUGCUUCAACACUCGUGCCCAACAUUUAUAGUAACUAUAGGAGGAUAAAGGAGCAAGCAGCUGUUGACUAUCUGGAUCUCAGGUCUCUCUCCUUAGGGGCUAGUCUUAAAGAGUUUCCUCUCUGUGGUAAAGAAAGAGAGAGCUACGUGCCUUGUUACAACGUUACAGGGAAUUUGCUUGCUGGGCUUCAAGAAGGUGACGAGUUAGAUCGACAUUGCGAGUUUGAAAGAGAGAAAGAAAGAUGUGUAGUUCGUCCUCCAAGAGACUAUAAAAUACCACUUAGGUGGCCACUUGGUAGAGAUAUCAUAUGGAGUGGGAACGUGAAGAUAACCAAAGACCAGUUUCUUUCGUCAGGAACCGUGACAACAAGGUUAAUGUUGCUUGAAGAGAAUCAAAUUACUUUUCACUCAGAGGAUGGCUUGGUCUUUGAUGGGGUCAAAGACUACGCUCGUCAAAUUGCUGAGAUGAUAGGCUUAGGAAGCGACACUGAGUUUGCUCAAGCGGGUGUACGGACUGUGUUAGACAUUGGUUGCGGUUUUGGUAGCUUUGGUGCACAUCUAGUGUCUUUGAAGCUGAUGCCUAUAUGUAUCGCUGAGUAUGAGGCAAGUGGGAGCCAAGUCCAGUUAGCUUUAGAGAGAGGCCUUCCUGCAAUGAUUGGAAACUUCUUCUCGAAACAGCUUCCUUACCCAGCAUUGUCUUUUGACAUGGUCCAUUGUGCUCAAUGUGGCACUACUUGGGAUAUCAAAGAUGCAAUGCUACUUUUGGAAGUGGAUCGUGUUCUGAAACCUGGAGGGUACUUUGUUCUAACUUCUCCUACGAACAAAGCACAGGGAAACUUGCCAGAGUCGAAGAAAACGAGCAUCUCAACGCGUGUGGAUGAGUUAUCUAAGAAAAUCUGCUGGAGUCUGACAGCGCAGCAGGAUGAGACGUUUCUUUGGCAGAAAACUGCAGAUUCAGGUUGCUAUUCGUCUCGCUCGCAAUCUUCUAUACCUCUUUGCAAAGAUGGAGAUAGUGUUCCGUAUUACCACCCACUGGUUCCAUGUAUAAGCGGAACCACGAGUCUAAAACCUGAAGAGUUCUUUGAGGAUACGCAAGUAUGGAGAUCAGCGCUUAAAAACUAUUGGUCCUUGCUUACACCAUUGAUAUUCUCUGAUCACCCAAAGAGACCCGGUGAUGAAGAUCCUCUCCCGCCUUUUAACAUGAUACGCAAUGUCAUGGACAUGAAUGCUCGCUUUGGGAACUUGAAUUCCGCUUUACUCGACGAAGGAAAGUCCGCUUGGGUGAUGAACGUUGUCCCGGUCAAUGCUCGCAACACUCUUCCUAUCAUACUUGAUCGUGGCUUCGCCGGUGUUCUUCACGACUGGUGUGAACCAUUCCCAACAUAUCCACGAACAUACGACAUGCUUCAUGCCAAUGAACUUCUCACACAUCUUAGCUCAGAACGGUGCAGCCUAAUGGACUUGUUCUUGGAGAUGGAUCGGAUUCUUCGCCCUGAGGGAUGGGUUGUUAUAAGCGACAAGUUGGGAGUAAUCGAGAUGGCACGUGCACUUGCAUCUCGAGUGCGUUGGGAAGCACGAGUCAUUGAUCUUCAAGACGGUAGCGACCAAAGACUUCUUGUCUGUCAAAAACCAUUUCUCAAAAAAUAA